Molecule: messenger RNA, 1965 nt
Organism: Tetrahymena thermophila SB210
Lineage: Eukaryota; Ciliophora; Oligohymenophorea; Hymenostomatida; Tetrahymenidae
Exons: 15
Source: RefSeq, a predicted model, not a curated record
AUGUUGGUUAGUUAGUUUGUUAUUACAUAUUAUUUCAAUUACUUUGAGGUUAUUUUUGAUGAUCUAAUAAUUGGGCCAUCAAUUUAAUUUAGAUGCAGUAAAAGAUGUUUUAAAAGGGGGAAAAAAAAAUAAAAGAAUAUUUAUAUAAUAAUUAAAAAUAAAAAACUUUUGCAAAAAAUGAGAUUCAAACGUAAAUUCAGUUUUUAGAACAAAAAAAAAUAAUAGAAGUUGUAAGAUGCUAAGAUAAAUGGAAAAGAUUUACUCAAUUUAAUAAGAUUUUUGUCACAAAAUAUUUACAGAAAUUGCGAAUUUUCUGUGUAUAAAUGUAACUAAGAAAGUGCUUUCAUUUUAGUUAAAGAAGAAGACACCACUUAGCUAGCUAUGAUUUAAAUAAAAGAAUUAGAGUUGCAAAAAUAUUUAAAAAAUGAAAGGGAAGUUGAUAAUUAAAUAGACAAAAAUAAUUCGUCAUAAUUGCUUACAAAUAUUGAAAAUAAAUAAUACUAUAUUACUAAAUCAAAUGAUUUAUAUUAAAUACUCAAAAAAAACCAAGACCUGACAAAAUUAGGAGUUGAAAUACAAAUUUAUGAGAUUGAACAAAUAAAUAUUGAUUAUUAGUAGCAAUCUUCAUUUUUAAAUGAAGGGUAAGGUAUUAGUUAUCACCAUAUUGCAUAUAGCGAAAUUAAUGACAGUGGCAAUGAAAAUAUCAAAGCCAUACAAAUUAAAUCAAUUUAUGAAAUAAUUCAACAUUAUUCAUCAUAAUAUCAGUCAAUUAUCUAAAUGCUAAUUUCUGGAGAUUUGGUAGAAUCUUUAAUUAAAAGAAUUAAUUUAUGCCAAAACAUAGAGGUUCUCACACUGCAGUUAAACUCUAGCAACAUCGCUAAAAAGCAAGCAGCUGUUUUGGGCUAAGGCAUUUCUCGCUGCGUCAAUCUAAAUAAUUUAGAUUUAAAUUUAGGCGUCAAUUAAAUUGAUGACUGUGGAUUGGAGGAAUUGACUUCUGAAUUUCACAAAUGUAGAUAGCUCAAAGAUCUAAAUCUGAAUGUCUUCUAUAAUUAAAUAGGAUCUAAAGGAGCCAUCACUCUUGGCUAAAAGCUAGCACAUUGUUAUAAUUUAUAGACACUACAAAUUCAUAUAGGAUCAAAUCAAAUAAAUUCCGAUGGAUUCAUUGGAUUGGCUGAGGGUUUAUGCGAAAUAAAGCAGCUUAAAAAAUUAGAAUUAAUAAAUCCAUACAGUUAAAUUUGCUCUAAAGGGCACCAUGGAUUUGAGAGAUAAAUUAGAAAAUGUGCUAAUCUAGAAUAUUUAAGCAUUCAAAUUUAAGAAAAUUUAAUUGGAUAAAAUGAUAAAGUUGGAGAAAAUUACAGUUAAAAUUAAGAAAUUACACAAAAUAGUAAAAUAAAAACGUAUUCUGUGAAUAUUGAAAAAAAUAAUCUCAAUUCAGAGUGGAUGACAAUUUUUUCAAGAUCUUUGUCUGAGCUGAAGUACUUGCAAGUUUUAAAUCUAAAUUUUAAGCUUUGUAAUUUAGGAACAGAGGAGAUUAAGAUGCUUGGAAAAGCUUUUAUUUGUUUAAGUGGUCUUAAAACCUUAAAUCUUUAAUUGCAAGAAAACACAAUUUAACAUGAAGGUGUUUCUCAAUUUAUGAAUGAACUUGAAUAUUGCUUUAGCUUGGUUAAUUUAGAAAUUCAAAUGGAGUAAUCCAAGUUGAAUCUUGAAUCAUGCUAGUCAAUCAGUAACAGUCUUUCUAAAUUACCAGUUUUAAAUACUGUUAAAAUAAAUUUUAAGAAUUGUGAAAUAUAACCAGACAGUAUGGUUGCUUUGGUAGCUAAGCUUAAGUUUAAUGACUCUUUACAGUUUAUUUUCUUUGAUUUAUGCUAUAACAAUAUUACAAAAGCUGCUUUUUAAAAAUCUAAAUCAUUAAUUAAUAAGAUUUGCAAGUUAGUUCGUUUUUCUUACAAAGUUGAAAUAUGGUGA